AUGUCAACAUCCAUCAAGUCGCCAAACCAAAACAUCCUAUUAACCCCCUCUUCAGACUUGAUCGAAAAUGGCAAAAUCAUCGACCCCUACAAUCUACCCCACCCAGUAAUCUUUCUCUCCGGCACCACAAACUACAACAAAGACGAGAGCCGCUGGCAAGAGGUUCUCACAGAUCGCCUUCUGGCCCGCUCUCGUUCCACAUCCACAGAUGAUAAAAAUGUUACCAACGAACCAAACAGCUUUGCACCAGUCACAAUAAUCGACCCCUACAACCCCGCCUGGGACUCGACUUGGCGUGAAGAUCCCUCAGAUGAAAAAUUUGUCACACAGGUGAAUUUCGAACUGGAGGGCUUGGAAUUAGCGGAUAUUGUUGUAGUGGGUUUCAUAGGAGCGGAUGUUCGCGCUGGAAAAAUAGGGGCGGGAGGGACGGCAUUGUUGGAAUUGGGGAUGGCGUUGAAGAGGAAAGGACAGAAGGUGAUUGUUUGUGUAGAAAAGGGGUUUUGGAAGGAGGGGUAUGUUAAGGUUUUAUGUGAGAGGUUCGGAGUGCAGUGUUUGGAUAGUUUGUCGAUGGUCGAGACGAUAGUUGGGGAGGGAGUGGAUCCAUGGGAGUCGGAGUCGAGUCAGAUGACGGGGUUGGUGUGA
Molecule: messenger RNA, 642 nt
Organism: Botrytis sinoallii
Lineage: Eukaryota; Fungi; Ascomycota; Leotiomycetes; Helotiales; Sclerotiniaceae
Exons: 1
Coding region: 1-642 (213 amino acids)
Source: RefSeq, a predicted model, not a curated record